Messenger RNA from Phaeodactylum tricornutum CCAP 1055/1, 675 nucleotides. RefSeq lists its product with no specific name. The coding region runs from base 154 to 675 and encodes 173 amino acids. The transcript is spliced from 2 exons. The record is from RefSeq and is a predicted model, not a curated record. NCBI's taxonomy places the organism in Eukaryota, Bacillariophyta, Bacillariophyceae, Surirellales, Neidiaceae.
CGAAACCGAAAUCGAACCAUCUUCCACCCAUGAGAGAAAAAGUUGCGUCCAUGCGCUUCGACUUUCUGUGGUCGGGCCCUAAUUCACAAAAGAACAUCCGAAAAGAGCUACAUUGGCAACUUGCUGAUCAAGCUAUUGAUUGGUAACCUUGAUAUGCCACCGCCGACAACUUCUUUCGAAGUAUACGUUUCGAAGGAUACGUUCAAAUUCAACGCCGCUCAUUUCGUGGCCUUUCAAGGAUACCGUGAACGACUCCACGGUCACAACUACCGCAUCGGUGUUCGUCUUUUGGGUCGUCGGCAGAUCGGCGCCGACGGAUAUUUGAUCGAUUUCGGUUGCGUCAAGGAUGUUUGCAAAAAAGUGUGCAAACGCAUCAACGAGCAUUUUCUAUGUCCGGUACAUUCCGAUGUAUUGAAAAUCACGACGGAGAAUGAAUCAGUGCGCAUCGAGUGUGCGGACGGCACCUAUUUCGUAUUUCCCGCCGCUGACUGUGUCAUGCUCCCCAUAUUCCACGCUACCGCUGAAGAACUCGCUAUCUAUUUGUACGCUGAAAUACUGAAUGGAUUGAACGCCGAUUACUUGCAAAAACGCGGAAUCCAUACCAUGGAGAUUGCCGUGGCCGAGGCCAUCGGACAGGAAGCAACACGAGGAGUUUGUAGACUAUAUUGGAGUUGA